Belonocnema kinseyi is the source of this 600-nucleotide messenger RNA. RefSeq lists its product as uncharacterized. The record is from RefSeq and is a predicted model, not a curated record. Bases 1 to 600 code for a protein of 199 amino acids. The transcript has a single exon. Lineage: Eukaryota; Metazoa; Arthropoda; Insecta; Hymenoptera; Cynipidae.
AUGAAGCAGCGUUUUUAUUCAACAUCAGGAUAUGACAGAAUAAGGGAGGAUGGCUUAAUACUGCCUCAUAGCCGAACUGUUGAGAAGCGCGUUGUACUAACUCCACUAACAACUGGUUGUUUACGACCUGUUUUGCAAAACUUAAAACAAGAGGUGCAAGAAAUGCCAGAAUGUGCAAGAAGGUCCAUUGCAAAGUUCGACGAGAUGGACAUAAUGGAGAAGUUGGACUACGAUUCUUCGAAAGAUAUCAUCGAAGGAUUUGAAGCUCUUGGACCACUGCGUAGGACUGCAAGACGAGCAAAUAAGGUGUUCGCUAUGACUUUAAAUAGUUUCGUCACUUUUAAUCCAUGGCGAGCACUCAUUUUCUACGCAUUACCGUACAAUGGUGUUAGCGCAAAACAUUUGGUAACUCUGAUCAGAAUGUGUAUGGAUGAAGCCACAGAAUGUGGUGCGGAUGUGCAAAUGAUCGUAUGUGAUCAGGAAGGGUCAAAUAGAUCAGCCUAUACACAGCUUUGCGUCACUACAGAGAAUCCGUUAUUUUAUCACAAGAAUCCUUGCCACGCACGAUUUUUGUCACGCAGUCAAAAAUUUAAUAAGUGA